AUGCCAGCCCGCGCCCCUUCUCGCCGCCUGCGGCGGCUGCUGCUGCUCCGUCUGCUGUCGCUGCAUUUGCUGCUGCUCGCCCUGCGCGCCCGUUGCCUGAGCGCUGAGCCGGGUCAGGGCGCGCAGACCUGGGCUCGCUUUGCGCGCCCUCCCGCCCCUGAGGCCGCCGGCCUUCUCCACGACACCUUCCCCGACGGCUUUCUCUGGGCGGUGGGCAGCGCCGCCUACCAGACCGAGGGCGGCUGGCGACAGCACGGUAAAGGCGCGUCCAUUUGGGACACGUUCACCCAUCACCCCCAGAUCACCCCAGGCGAUUCCCCGAUCGCGGUGGCGCCGUCGGGUGCCCCGUCGCCUCCUCUGCCCUCCACUGGAGAUGUGGCCAGUGACAGUUACAACAACGUCUACCGCGACACGGAGGGGCUACGAGAGCUGGGGGUCACUCACUACCGCUUCUCCAUCUCGUGGGCGCGCGUGCUCCCCAAUGGCACCGCGGGAACCCCCAACCGCGAGGGGCUACGCUACUAUCGGCGGCUGCUGGAGCGGCUGCGGGAGCUGGGCGUGCAGCCGGUGGUCACCCUGUACCACUGGGAUCUGCCGCAGAGCCUGCAGGACGCCUAUGGCGGCUGGGCUAAUAGAGCUCUGGUUGACCACUUCAGGGAUUAUGCCGAGCUCUGCUUUCGCCACUUCGGUGGCCAGGUCAAGUACUGGAUCACCAUUGAUAACCCGUACGUGGUGGCCUGGCACGGGUACGCCACCGGGCGCCUGGCCCCGGGUGUGCGGGGCAGCUCCAGGCUCGGGUACCUGGUUGCGCACAACCUACUUCUGGCUCAUGCCAAAAUCUGGCAUCUCUACAACACCUCCUUCCGCCCCACUCAGGGAGGCCAGGUGUCCAUUGCCUUGAGUUCCCACUGGAUCAGUCCUAGAAGAAUGACCGACCACAACAUCAGAGAGUGCCAGAAGUCUCUCGAUUUUGUGCUAGGCUGGUUUGCCAAACCCAUAUUUAUCGACGGGGACUACCCAGAGAGCAUGAGGAGCAACCUCUCCUCACUUCUGCCUGCUUUUACUGAGUCUGAGAAGAGGUUUGUCAGGGGAACUGCUGACUUUUUUGCUCUUUCCUUUGGACCGACCUUGAGUUUUCAACUACUGGACCCUCACAUGAAGUUCCGACAACUGGAAUCUCCCAGCCUGAGGCAGCUCCUGUCUUGGAUAGAUCUGGAAUAUAACCACCCUCAAAUAUUUAUUGUGGAAAAUGGUUGGUUUGUCUCAGGGACCACCAAAAGAGAUGAUGCAAAAUACAUGUAUUACCUCAAGAAGUUUAUAAUGGAAACCCUAAAAGCCAUCAGGCUGGAUGGGGUCGACGUCAUUGGGUACACUGCCUGGUCCCUCAUGGAUGGUUUCGAGUGGCACAGGGGCUACAGCAUCCGACGUGGACUCUUCUAUGUCGACUUUCUGAGUCAGGACAAGGAGCUGUUGCCGAAGUCUUCGGCCUUGUUCUACCAAAAGCUGAUAGAGAACAAUGGCUUCCCUACUUUACCUGAAAAUCAACCCCUAGAAGGGACAUUUCCCUGUGGCUUUGCUUGGGGAGUUGUUGACAACUACGUUCAAGUGGACACUACUCUUUCUCAGUUUACCGACCCGAACAUCUACCUGUGGGAUGUACAUCGCAGUAAGAGGCUUAUUAAAGUGGAUGGGCUUGUAGCCAAAAAGAGAAAACCCUACUGUGUCGAUUUCUCUGCCAUCCGGCCUCAGAUAGCCUUACUUCGAGAAAUGCACGUCACCCACUUUCGCUUCUCCCUGGACUGGGCACUGAUCCUGCCUCUGGGUAACCAGACCCAAGUGAAUCGUACGGUUCUGCAUUUCUACCGCUGCGUGAUCAGCGAGCUGGUGCACGCCAACAUCACUCCGGUGGUGGCCCUGUGGCAACCAGCAGCCCAGCACCAAGGCCUGCCGCAUGCACUGGCCAAACACGGGGCCUGGGAGAACCCACACACGGCCCUGGCAUUUGCAGACUAUGCGAACCUGUGCUUUACAGAGCUGGGCCACAGGGUCAAAUUCUGGAUUACCGUAAACGAACCCAAUACACGGAACAUGACUUACCGUGCCGGCCAUCACCUCCUGAAAGCGCAUGCCUUGGCUUGGCGCCUGUACGACGAGAAGUUUAGGGCGGCUCAGAAAGGCAAAAUAUCCAUUGCCUUGCAGGCUGACUGGAUAGAACCGGCCUGCCCUUUCUCUCAAAAGGACAAAGAAGUGGCCGAGAGAGUUUUGGAAUUUGAUAUUGGCUGGCUGGCAGAGCCUAUUUUUGGCUCGGGAGAUUAUCCACGUGUGAUGAGAGACUGGUUGAACCAAAAAAACAAUUUCCUUUUGCCGUAUUUCACUGAAGACGAGGCAAAGCUAAUCAGGGGUUCCUUUGACUUCCUGGCGUUGAGCCAUUACACCACCAUCCUCGUGGACUGGGAAAGGGAGGAUCCCAUAAAAUACAACGAUUACCUGGAGGUACAGGAGAUGACUGACAUCACGUGGCUCAACUCUCCCAGUCAGGUGGCUGUGGUGCCUUGGGGGCUGCGCAAGGUGCUCAGCUGGCUGAGGUUCAAGUAUGGAGACCUCCCCAUGUAUGUGACAGCCAAUGGCAUAGAUGAUGAUCCCCACGCCGAGCAGGACGCGCUGAGGAUGUACUAUGUUGAGAACUACGUGAACGAGGCCCUGAAAGCCUACGUGUUGGAUGGAAUCAACCUUUGUGGCUACUUUGCUUAUUCGCUUAGUGAUCGCUCAGCUCCGAAGUUUGGCUUUUAUCGUUACGCUGCGAAUCAGUUCGAGCCCAAACCAUCUCUGAGACAUUAUAGGAAAAUUAUCGACGACAAUGGCUUCCUGGGUUCCGAAACGCAGGGAAGGUUUUGUCCCGAGGAGUACGCCCUGUGCGCCGAGUGCAGCUUUUUUCACACCCGGAAGUCUUUACUCGUCUUCAUUGCGUUUCUGGUCUUUGCUUUUAUUAUUUCUCUCGCUCUUAUUUUUUACUACUCCAAGAAAGGCAGGAGAAAUUAUAUCUAG
Molecule: messenger RNA, 3045 nt
Organism: Arvicola amphibius (Eurasian water vole)
Lineage: Eukaryota; Metazoa; Chordata; Mammalia; Rodentia; Cricetidae
Gene: Kl
Product: klotho
Exons: 5
Coding region: 1-3045 (1014 amino acids)
Biological process (GO): carbohydrate metabolic process
Molecular function (GO): hydrolase activity, hydrolyzing O-glycosyl compounds
Source: RefSeq, a predicted model, not a curated record